GGUCCAGGGGAUGAUCACGGGGAUCAGAGGUCUGUGUAACGGUCUGGGUCCAGCUCUGUACGGAUUCAUCUUCUUCCUCUUCAACGUGGAGCUCAACACCAUGGACCCGAUCCAGGGAGAGUUCAACAUCGACCCCCUGCCGCUGCACAGCCCCACUGAGCGAGGCCUCAUCCCCGGCCCGCCCUUCCUGUUGGGGGCGUGCACCGUGGUCGUCGCCUUCCUCGUGGCUCUCUUCAUCCCUGAGAAGCCCUCCUGCUCCUCCUCUCCCUCCCAGCUGUCCCUCAGCGACAAGCCCCACCUGGACAGCAAAGAGUCCAUGUCCUCGCUGGCCGGCGUCCACAUCAACACGCCGCUCCCGGGCAGCGACGAGGAGAACCCUCCCGCCGCCAGCGACGAGGACUUUGAGCCGCUGCUUCAGGACAGUAUCGUUUGAUGGACAGGCGGAGGGCUGACACCCAGGUGUGAUUGACAUUUUCUUUGCCGCAGGGUGAGACUAAGUGUACUUUUAUUGAUCGUGAUUGACAGCGAGACGCUCCGGUAGGAUCGUUGCCAGCAGGCGGAGGCAGUAACAUCUCGUCAGUGACCAAUAAGGACGUUUCUUUCACAAGGCGGCGGAGCAAAGAGCUGCAAUUCACCAGAAGAUUACCGUUUAACUGACGGAUAAACGGUGAGGCCGACGGGGACAUCGUUUAACAAAGGGAAACCAUCGUUUGAUUGACAAGACGAGUGACCAACUGCGUUUCUUGUGGAACGGCCAGUUUCGGGAUACGCCCACAUAAAAUCACCCGACAGGAGAGUGAAGUAUUUUUGCGGUUUUAUUGGAAUCGUUCAUCUUUAAGCUUGAAGUUGUUGAUUGUUUUUGUGAUAAACAAAAAAAAAAGGUGUUUUUACCUUCAGCUGUAUCAUUUUGAAGCCGUAUUUUGAUGCUGUGAUUUUUUCUUAUUUGGUUAUUGUACAAAACAAACACGUCUGCAGCGUAUUUACAGCAGCCAAAACAUCCGUGUUGAUUUAUAUUUUUUCUUUUUGGGGGUUAAGGGGUUUUUAUUCUUUUUAAGUGUACAGUAUCUUACCUGCUACGAGCUAACGGUCGCUAACAAGGCACGAAUGUGACGAGCUGAGAAACGAGUCAGACACCUGAAACUCAACAUGACAAAAUAUUUUAUUUUAACGGCCAAGUUUCCUCUUUAAUUUCUCUAAAUUAAUUUCUUAAUAGAAAUGACAGAACACCUCACCGGGUAUCUCGUUACUUGUAAUUUCACCGGUUAUUGUCCCCGUUUGUCACUCUACCUCAGAUGUUUUUAAAUCACGUUUAACCUGGAUUUGUUCGUCCUCUAUCACCUCAGUAUUAUUUUUUAUAUCAGAGUCACUUUAUGAAUGCUGCUGGCUGCUGGAAGCAGAAAACCUCACAGCUGCAACUCAAAGCAGUCCGACCGCCAACGGUGGUGGAACCAUAUCGUUUAUGGUUACAGCCUUACUCUCAUUUUUAUUUUUAAUUUUCAGCUAAAAUUGAUUCUGCAGCCCAAAAUGUCCCCCAUAAAAGUAAGAAAAACACUCAUAAUAAAAGGCCUUAAUUGGUAUUAAAAUGUCUUAAAUCAGUCUUUUAAAAGACUUAAAAAUGCUCCGACAUGGGCGUAUUUUAUGAGUCAUUUUUUUCUGAUGUUGCAUUAUAAAAUCUUAAAUAGUAAGAAAAAAAAAAUGAAUAAUUUAGCUAAUCCUUCCUUUUAAACUCUUUAA
Plectropomus leopardus (leopard coralgrouper) is the source of this 1734-nucleotide messenger RNA. NCBI's taxonomy places the organism in Eukaryota, Metazoa, Chordata, Actinopteri, Perciformes, Serranidae. The record is from RefSeq and is a predicted model, not a curated record.